Molecule: messenger RNA, 3045 nt
Organism: Penaeus monodon (black tiger shrimp)
Lineage: Eukaryota; Metazoa; Arthropoda; Malacostraca; Decapoda; Penaeidae
Product: spondin-1-like
Biological process (GO): cell adhesion
Cellular component (GO): extracellular matrix
Molecular function (GO): serine-type endopeptidase inhibitor activity
Source: RefSeq, a predicted model, not a curated record
AGCGACCGUCGUGGAGACUAGGGACGUCUGGUACAUGGACGACGGAGAACUGACGAAGGAGCUGUGCGAGGAGGUGCAGGAGAGCGAGAACAUGCAGCCGGAGAUCAUCCACGACUGUUUCGCUUGUGAUGAGGCCAAGUAUGAGGUUACCUUCGAGGGGUUGUGGUCGCGACACACGCACCCUAAGGACUUCCCGGACAACGAGUGGCUGACGCACUUUUCCGACAUCAUCGGCGCCUCACACUCGUCCAACUACCGCGUCUGGGAGUAUGGAGGUUACGCCUCGGAUGGCCUCAGGCAGGUGGCCGAGUGGGGCUCCACGCGCACCCUCGAGAGCGAACUCAAGACGAAGAGUGACCACAUCCGGACAAUCAUCAAGGCCCGCGGUCUCUGGUACCCAAACGUCAACGGUAAAACCUUCGCUGUUUUCCGCGUCGACAACAGACACCAUCUCAUGUCCUUGGUGUCAAUGUUGGGACCUUCACCUGACUGGAUUGUGGGAGUCUCGGCCCUGGAGCUCUGCCUGAGGAACGGGUCUUGGCUCAACGAGAAGACGCUCAACCUGUAUCCUUGGGACGCGGGCACGGAUUCAGGAGUGACGUAUGAGGCUGCAAACACGCCAACCAUCCCGAGGGAGAAGAUUCGUCGGAUUACCACCAGUUACCCGAACGACCCGAAUUCACCCUUCUACGACCCCAGUGGAAAGGAGAUGAAGCCUUUGGCACGAAUCACCAUCACCCGCCAGCGUGUCUACGAGAAAUCUUGCAGCGAUACCCACGGGCCUUAUGAAGAUUAUGACCUCAAUGACUUCGAGGAGAGCGAUGAAGAUGCUAACAGACCCGAGUGCCAGGUAACCGACUGGUCGCCCUUCUCCGAGUGCUCCGCCUCCUGUGGCAAAGGGCUGAGGAUGAGGACGAGGUCGUACUUGAUGCCCAUGAAAGCAGACAUGAUGGGAUGCAGGAGGCAGCUCGAGGAGAAGGAGAUGUGCCUGGCCAAGCAGCCCACAUGUCCUCAUGGCGGGUUCAUGCCGUAUUUUGAAGAGUUCUCCCCCCGGAUGUGCGCCACGUCCGAAUGGUCUCCGUGGACCUCCUGCCCGGUCACCUGCGGGAAGUCACAACGCAUGCGCAGUCGACGCUACGAGAAACAUAUGGACAGGAAGAAGUGUAAUAAGGAGCUAGUGGAGAAGGAACCGUGUAUGGCUGACAUCUUGGAAUGCGUGGAGCCAGAGGAGGAGAUCAGCCCCGAGUGCGCCGUGACGCAAUGGACCGACUGGUCUCCGUGCACGAGGACCUGCGGGGAAGGAACGAUGUCCCGCCAUCGCAUUCCUUUCGCCCCGAGCUUCGAGCAUUGCAACGUCCGCACCAAUGACGUCAAGAAGUGCAGCGAGCGUAUCAAUUGCACGAUUCACCCGUCGGAGAGAGAAGAGGUGUGCCUGCAGGAGAGAGAGGAAGGACCUUGUCGCGCCGUCCUGAAGCGAUUCUACUACGACGUGGACCACCAGCAGUGUCGCCAGUUCACGUACGGAGGCUGCAAGGGAAACAGGAAUAAUUUCGAGUCCUAUGACGAGUGUGCGCAGGCGUGCGAGUUCAAGCCUCGCCCGUCUCCCUUGCCUACCCAUCGCCCCACCAUCCCCACUCGGAACCGCGUGGCCAACGUCGAUUGCCAGGUCAGUCAGUGGAGCGAUUGGAGCGGCUGCUCUAAGACCUGCGGCAAGGGAUGGGUCACAAGGACAAGGGAGAUUCUGGUCUUCCCUCAGCACGAAGGCCGCCCGUGCCCCAAAAAACUCAGAAGAAGACGCAAGUGCCUCAACCCCAAGUGCAACGACGGCUACAACGGCCUCCAGAGCAUGAGUCUCCACCGCGAGGUCCCGCACGAGUCCUACCACGAGGCCCCCCGUCAGCCGGCCGAGGACAACCACAGCUACCAGGAGUCCUACCUGCCCUACCCGGAGACCAGUCACCACCGCCUGUACCCCGAGACCAACCCCGCCUACGCCGAGACCAGCCACCACCUCUACCCGGAGACCAACCAGGACUACCACGAGACGGAGCAGCCCUACCACGAGAACUACCACACCUACAGGGACGCCUACCGACCCCCCGUGCAGGAGCAAGGGCCAGACCACCCCUUCCCCACGACCUCCUCCUACUACCCCUACGAGUACAUGGCACCCUCGCUCUUCAACCCGCCCCCCCUCAACGCCGGCGUCGAGGACACCCACGAGGCGGUGGAUGACGGCGAAAAGGUCGACUGCGUAAUGGGCGAAUGGGGGCCGUGGUCACCUUGCACCCAUUCAUGCGGCUCCGAAGCGCUACAGCAACGUUCUCGCACCGUCAUCGCCGAGCCAAGGAACGGAGGGAAGGCGUGUGAAGAUCGCUUGCAACGCCGCUAUUGCACGCUGCCUCCAUGCCCCCACCCUAGGUAUGUAGAUUUCAGAGGCUGAGGGUGGAUCGGCAACUUGCAAGAGGGGAUUCAUCCACAUACUCAUCUGCAACUCUGAAGAAGAAAAGACUCACACACAAAAUAAAAUACUCAUCAUGAGUGAACUUGGAUGACCUAUGAUGGCUGUAGUUAAUGAGCUCGUUGUGUGAUUGAGAUUAGUGAUUAGGGAAGAGAAAAGGAGAAAACAGAGGAAUUCAAGAUUUGGGUUUUGCGGUCUUCUUCGCGAAAGGGAAUGGAGAUUUAAUUCAAAAACAUUACAUUAGCCAUAUUUAGGAAUCUUUUAAAGCUGAUACAUUAUGAAAAGGGAUAGUUUUUCUUUCUCUUAAUUUGCUGCUUCAUUUUGUUUACAAGAAUUUUGUGUCCAUGUACACUGUACUACAAAAUAUGAUGAUAGCCUUUUACUACAUAUUACACUAGCAUCAACAAAAAUUACAUUUCCAGGGAACCAACAAAAAAUCGUGAAUUGUGGCAUACAACAAUGACAAUAGAAUUGCACAACGAAAGACAUAAUCCUAUAGCAACUAAAUCACAAACAAUCUGACAUUUAUUUUUAAAAAUCAAAUCCAACAACAAAAACAAGAAACGCACUUUUAAUCCCGAAAU